Dermacentor andersoni is the source of this 449-nucleotide messenger RNA. The record is from RefSeq and is a predicted model, not a curated record. NCBI's taxonomy places the organism in Eukaryota, Metazoa, Arthropoda, Arachnida, Ixodida, Ixodidae.
CGUUCGCUCCUCCAACGGCAUCGCACAGCAAACGGCCUCACAGCUCCUUCCAUCGUUCCUUUAGCACGGACUUCCCCGACAACCGAACCAGCACGAUCAUGAAGACCAUGUUCCUCGUCGCUCUUAUCCUUGCCGUCCUUGCUGCGGUUAGCGCCGGCUACCUUGGGCACUACGGCGGUGGAUACGGCGGAUACGGUGGAUACGGCGGAUACGGCGGAGGCUACGGCGGAUAUGGUGGAUACGGAGGCCACGGCGGAUACGGAGGCUACGGCGGAUACGGUGGAUACGGGGGCCACGGUGGAUACGGGGGCCAUGGUGGAUACGGAGGCUACGGAGGCUACGGCGGUUACGGUGGUCACGGCCACGGAUGGUGGUAGACCACUGCGCAAAAGAGCGAGAGAGAGAGAAUGUGUUUUCGACUGUAAAUAAAUGUUUAAUGAAAAACGAAA